ACCCCAACGAGUAUAAUACCUACUGCUCCGACUGUCGUGAUAAGAUAAAAAAAGGCAGCGAUUUUUUUUGCGAUAUGUCUUACUGCCAUUGCCUUAUAAGGCGCCAAAUUUUGGCUUGACAGUCUUUCAAUAAAAUCUUGCCUCUGCGGGGACGUAGCAUUGACCCGCACGGCUCUUCAUCUUUAAUUAGUUUUGAGGUACGUUAUUUUAAUCUUAUUAAAAUCGAAAAAUUCAGUUUGUGUAAAAAGAUUGAUCUUAUUGCAAAAGAAGCGAAAUGUUGGAUCGUACAAAAUUUAUCCAUUUAUAGCAAAUAUUAAUGAUGAGAUAUCUGCUGCCAUUGAUUCUUGUCCUGGCAACUUGCUGGGCAGGCAUUCCUAUUCCUGAAAGUGUAAAUCCCCAACCAAUUCAGGAAAUUCUAGACGACUACAGAUUACCGAAGGAUGUCAUACCCACUAAUUAUGUCAUCGAAUUAACACCAUAUCUAGACACAAAGGAUAAAAAGAACUUUACUUUCGAUGGACAUUCUGAAAUCGAUCUGGAAAUUGAGAAAAAUACUAAAACUAUAACAUUUCAUGCUAAUAAACUUAACAUAACCGACAUUAAGUUAAACUAUUCUAAGAAUGAGGAACCAAUAAAUAUUUUAAAUACAGAAAUAAACGAACAAAAGGAUUUCGUAACACUCAAUUUAGAGAAAGAACUUAAUUCUACAUUAAAAAAUAUAAGAUUAAUUUUAAAUUUUACUGGAGUGUUAAACGAUAAUUUACGUGGAUUUUAUAGAAGUUCUUAUCAAGACGGAAACGAAACAAGAUGGCUCGCAACAACUCACUUCGAGCCAGUAGCCGCGAGACAAGCAUUUCCAUGUUGGGAUGAGCCUGCAUUAAAAGCAACUUUUAACAUUAUUAUCAAUUAUUCCACAAAUAAGAAUUACCACGCACUCUCGAAUAUGCUUGGGAACGAAAAAAAUGGAACGACGACUUUUUCGCAAACACAAAAUAUGUCCACCUAUCUCGUGGCCUUUGUAGUUUCAGAUUACAAAAACAACACAAAUAAAGAAGAAAACCUUAGUGUUUGGACAAGACCCAACGCAAUCAACAGCACAAAUUUUUCACUCGAAAUCGGGCAAGAAACAUUGAAAGUAUUAUAUAAUUUCACUGGCAUCGAUUAUUACACAAAAAAUAUUCCAGGAAUAAAGAUGGAUCAAAUUUCAAUCCCAGAUUUUGCAGCUGGUGCUAUGGAAAAUUGGGGUCUUGUGACUUACAGAGAGUCUGGACUGCUUUAUACUGAAGGCAAAUCAACUACUCAAGACAAACAAGCUAUAGCGAAAGUGAUAGCUCACGAAUUCGCUCAUCAAUGGUUCGGUGAUUUAGUGACUUGCGAUUGGUGGGAUUAUAUCUGGCUAAACGAAGGAUUUGCCACCUUCUUUGAAUAUUAUACAACCGAACAAGUUGUUCAAAACUUGUAUAAUCAGUCCUGGCGUCUUAUGGAUCAAUUUGUUAUCAAGAAUCUACAAGCAUCUGCAUUCGUUACCGAUGCAACUAUUAAAACUCGUCCAUUAAAUCCUGAUGUUAGUGUGAAAACUCCUGCUCAAAUCAAUAGUUUGUUUGAUGAUAUUGCUUAUAAAAAAGGCGGUUCUAUUCUCCGGAUGUUACAACAAUUUUUGACAGAAGAUAUCUUUCAAAAAGGACUUCGUCAAUAUCUGAAUACAAAUCAAUUUAAAUCUGUUACACCCCCUCAACUCUUUGAAGCCUUCGUUGAUGAAAAAAUUGACAAAAUUUUACCGAAUAAUACUUCACUUAUGGACGUUAUGGACAGUUGGUUGAACAAAUCUGGAUAUCCUGUUGUCACGGUUAGCAAAAUCUCAGAAUCUAAAUUUAAUCUGACACAAGAGCGAUUUUUCCUGGUGAAACCAAUGAAGAAGGAUACAACUCAAUGGUACAUACCCAUAACCUAUGUCGAAGAAAAAGCACUCAAUGACAUACAAUCAGGCUGGAUGAUACCUGAAAAACCUACAAUUGUUACAAUCAAUAACGUUUCAAACUGGAUUCUUUUCAAUAAAAAUCAAACAGGAUAUUAUCGCGUGAAUUACGAUGAGGAAAAUUGGAAAAAAAUCGUAGCGGAUAUACGAUUAAAUAUAAGCAGUACUAAUCGUGCCCAAUUGAUUGACGAUGCAUUAAAUCUAGCGCGAACGGGAUAUUUGUCGUAUAAUGUCUCUUUACAGAUUACAACUUAUCUGUCAAAAGAGACCGACUACAUACCAUGGUAUGCGGCUGUUAGGGCAUUUGAUUAUCUGGACGGUGUAUUACACGGUUCGAAUUUUUCUAACUCGUUCCAUAUUUUUGUUGCUAAAAACAUAGCAAAUUUCACAAAAGCAGUUAAUUACACGAACCCCGAAGGUGAGCAUGUAGAGAAAUUAGGUAAAGUACUAGCAUUAGAUAUUGCUUGUAAAUACGGAAUGAAAAACUGCGAGAAUUUCGCUCAAGGAAAACUUAACGAAUGGUUAGAAGAAAAGGAAAAACUCUCACCAGACUUGAAAAAUGGAAUUAUUUGUGCUGGAUUGCGAAAAGGGAACGAGGAAACAUGGAAAAAGAUUAUAGAAAAGUAUAAAAAAAAUAAAGAAGAACAGCCGAACAUUCUUGCUGGCCUUGGUUGCGCAUCCAAAGACAUUGCAAAUAAAUUCCUCAAUUCAACUAUUGAAAAAGACCCCAUAAUAGAUAUUUUUUCUGCAAUGAAUACGAUAGUUGAAAGAAAUGCUGAGGCUUUUGAGAUUCUUCUAGAUUUCAUUAAUGCACACAUCAAAGAAAUCCAAAAAGCGGAUAAGGAUAAUACGAAACUUCCAACUUUCUUUAAUAAACUUGCCAAUAAAGUUUCGUCUUUUGAACAAUAUAUAAAGCUAUCAGAAGCCGUAUACGAACAUUUGGGAGAUUUCGAAAAGUUUACAGGAUGGGAUAGUGCAUUAGAAAAUCUUGCUUGGAUUAAAUCCUAUCAAGAAGAAGUUGGGAAAUUUAUCGAGGAAAAUAUUAAGGAGCAAGACUCAACAACAACAAGUUCUGCAACUUCCUUUACUUUGGCAUCGUUCCUUGUGAUUAUCCCAUUACUACUCGCACGAUUCAACUAGAAAUACAUAGAAAAAAACAUAGUA
This is a messenger RNA of Camponotus floridanus (Florida carpenter ant), 3139 nucleotides long. RefSeq names its product aminopeptidase N. The record is from RefSeq and is a predicted model, not a curated record. Gene Ontology annotation, biological process: peptide catabolic process; proteolysis. NCBI's taxonomy places the organism in Eukaryota, Metazoa, Arthropoda, Insecta, Hymenoptera, Formicidae. Gene Ontology annotation, molecular function: peptide binding; zinc ion binding; metalloaminopeptidase activity. Gene Ontology annotation, cellular component: cytoplasm.